Dunckerocampus dactyliophorus (ringed pipefish) is the source of this 2269-nucleotide messenger RNA. RefSeq names its product MOB kinase activator 1A. The record is from RefSeq and is a predicted model, not a curated record. Gene Ontology annotation, molecular function: protein kinase activator activity. The transcript has 6 exons. Gene Ontology annotation, cellular component: nucleus; cytoplasm. The coding region runs from base 152 to 802 and encodes 216 amino acids. Lineage: Eukaryota; Metazoa; Chordata; Actinopteri; Syngnathiformes; Syngnathidae. Gene Ontology annotation, biological process: hippo signaling; positive regulation of protein phosphorylation.
ACAGAGGAAGCGCUUCAGUCGGUGCUGUGGAUGUUAGCCUAGCAGACAGCACACCGAGUGGCUUCGUCCUUGUGAUAGUGAAAUCAGUUACUAUCGAAAAAACGAGUGCUAGGAGCUUUAAACGAGGCUCUCAGACGACUGCUUCGCCAAGAUGAGCUUUCUAUUUGGCAGUCGCUCAUCCAAGACCUUUAAGCCUAAGAAGAACAUCCCGGAAGGCUCCCAUCAGUAUGAGCUGUUAAAGCAUGCUGAGGCGACACUGGGCAGUGGGAACCUGCGGCAGGCAGUCAUGCUGCCAGAGGGAGAGGAUCUCAAUGAGUGGAUCGCCGUCAACACGGUGGAUUUCUUCAACCAGAUCAACAUGCUUUAUGGCACCAUCACAGAGUUCUGCACAGAGACCAGCUGCUCUGUGAUGUCUGCUGGACCAAGAUAUGAGUACCACUGGGCUGAUGGCACCAAUAUUAAAAAGCCUAUCAAGUGCUCUGCCCCGAAGUACAUAGAUUACUUGAUGACCUGGGUCCAAGAUCAACUGGAUGAUGAGACACUUUUCCCCUCAAAGAUUGGAGUUCCUUUUCCUAAGAACUUCAUGUCUGUGGCCAAAACAAUCCUGAAGCGCCUUUUCAGGGUUUACGCCCACAUCUACCAUCAGCAUUUUGACUCUGUGAUGCAGCUGCAGGAGGAAGCUCACCUCAACACCUCCUUCAAGCACUUCAUUUUCUUUGUCCAGGAAUUCAACCUUAUUGACCGGAGAGAACUUGCUCCCCUCCAGGACUUGAUUGAGAAGCUCGGUUCCAAGGACAGAUAGACAUUUCAUCACACACUUCUGUUUUUUUUUUUUUAUUAUGGUUAUUUUCUGAACAUUUCAUUUCAUCUAUAUCCCUCUUCUUCUCCUCUGCUACCUCUGUGACGACUUGUCUCAACUCAGUGUGUGCCUUCUCUUCAUUCCUCACAGCUCUAUCUGCUGUCUUAAAUUUCCUUCCCCAGUUUAUUCCUUCUAGAAAUGAAUAGCACAGUGUACUAAAUGUGUUAUUCACAGGACUGGUCAAGAAAACAAAAUUCUAGUUUUUUGUUUAGUUUGUAAGGGAAGACCAAGGACAAUUUGGAAGUGGAAAUAAGUUUUUCCCUCUUUCAGAAGUUGUUUUUCAUACAUUUUAUUCAUUUCUGAUUGACCAAAUAGUCCAUUUUUAGAUAACUCUGAAGUAACAUAUCAAGAUGUGAUAUUGGUGGACGAAACCAUGCUGCAGGUUUUUAGUCCAUCAAGAACACUUGUGUGAUUUCACGCUUUUCAAUGCAAUACAAUGCAUUGGUGGCUCCAUGUGAGAAGCCUUUUGCAACAUAUGACUGAAUUCACUGAAUUUUAUUUUUUAUGACUAUAGAUAGGUGAAUUGCUAUAAUAAAAUGCAAGAUAGAGGGCUUUCGGCAAGCCACUGUAUAGUUUGUAGGAGCCACCGUGUUGAUUAUUCCUGUCUAGCGGAAAAAACAAUAUAUGAAAGCACACUUGGAAUGUGAAUUUUUAGUUCAAUUAUAGUUAAUUUUAGGUUAUUUCUGUGGUGCCGAUCAUUGGAACUGUGGACGGGUGUUUGUUCCUCCUGGUACUUGCAUCUUCCGGUUUAAUAACUAGUAUUGCAUUUGGACAAAAUGGCAAAUGUGAAUAUCCUUGUGGUCAUUCUCAGUCUUGAACUACUCAGGCUACAACAGCAGGGCUGUCUGUAUUGCCAUAGUUUGUAGAAAGGAUUCUAUAUAUUUUUUUUUCUUUGGCAGCAUUAUAGACGCAAGGGAAUACAUUACAGUACGGUAAUAAUGUAAUAACAGCUCUUAUUUCCUUGUGGACUAUCAGUUAACCAAACAGAAAGCACCAACAGCUGUCAUCAGUUGCAUUAACUUUAUUUUAAGAUAAAGUGUGCAUACUAUUUUAGCAAUUACACUCACAUCAAGUUAUUUUUAAUUGUUUUAUUUUGACAAGCAUGUUGAAUUCAGGCCCUACACAAGUGUUUUGUUUCCCCCACCUCAUAAUUUCCCAGAUUUGUCAAUGCUACAUUUCAUAUGAUAAUGCUGAAAUGUUUUUCUACAUGUAGAAUUAAAGAAAGUCCAAGGGCUGCAAAAGUAAUCAAUUUUUAAUGUUUAUUUUGACGGGAGGGGAUUCACAAAUGUCCAAACAUUUGCUGUAAAUAAGAUCAGCGUUUUAUCUGAACAAAGCUGUGCCUUUACAAAAUUGAAAUGUCUUCAUGUAAAUGUAUUGGCAGAUUUGAAGCUCAAUUAAAAUUUUUUUAUA